Prunus armeniaca (apricot) is the source of this 633-nucleotide messenger RNA. The record is from the annotation of a GenBank genome assembly. Lineage: Eukaryota; Viridiplantae; Streptophyta; Magnoliopsida; Rosales; Rosaceae.
AUGGCGAAUCCGACGGUCACUGUUAUUCUCAUCGCCAUCACCGCCACAGCUGCCGCAGCAGCUGCGCCUCCGGCUACCCAAUACACAAACCACACCGUCGGUGGGCCCACCGGCUGGUUCUUCAACGCCACCACCAACUCUUCCUUCGCCAAUUACUCCUCUUGGGCUGCCUCCCAGACCUUCAAUCUCGGAGAUUACCUCAUCUUCAACACAAGCACAAACCAGACGGUGAUUGAAACCUACAACGAAACCACAUACCGUGGCUGCACGCCGGACGACGACGCGUUCGAGUACGGCGGCGGCAGCACUGCGUUCGGGGAGGCGCAGACCAUCGCGGUACCGUUGACCCUCGAGGGUCCCGCCUACUACUUCUCCGGAGCCGGCGACGGCGCGCAGUGCCAGCAGGGCAUGGCCUUCGCGAUCCAAGUCAACAAAGGGCUCGGGUUGCCGCCGAUCCUCAACCAACCUCCACCUCCGCCGUACAGUGAGCCUCCGAGUUCUUCGACUCAGUCGCCGCCUGUGACCGUCACCGGAGAUCAGACGCCGGGGAAUGGAGGAAUGAGAAGCGGUGCUAACAUCCGCGAGGGGUUAUUUGGGAUUCUUGCAUUGCUGCUGCUGCUUCUUAGGCUAUGA